GAGAGAGGAGAGCAUGUGCGGUGAGCAAUAGCUGUGGACCUUACAGUUGCUGCUAACUGCCCUGGUGUGUGUGAGGGAGAGAGAGAGAGAGAGAGAGAGAGAGGGAGAGGGAGAGAGGGAGGGAGGAAGGGAGGGAGAGCGCGCUAGCGCGAGAGAGCGAGUGAGCAAGCGAGCAGAAAAGAGGUGGAGAGGGGGGGAAUCAGGAAGAGAGGAGGAAAGGAGAGGAGGCAGGAAGAAGGCCGGGGAAGAUACCACCAUGCUGUGCUGUAUGAGAAGAACCAAACAGGUUGAAAAGAAUGAUGAGGACCAAAAGAUUGAGCAAGAUGGUGUCAAACCGGAAGAUAAGGCUCAUAAGGCUGCGACCAAAAUUCAGGCUAGCUUCCGUGGACACAUAACAAGGAAAAAGCUCAAAGGCGAGAAGAAGGGCGAUGCACCAGCUGCCGAGGCCGAGGCAAACGAGAAGAAAGAUGAUGCUCCCGUUGCUGAUGGUGUGGAGAAGAAGGAGGGAGACGGCCCUGCUGCUACCUAUGCAGCCCCAGCCACCAGCCCCAAGGCUGACGAGCCCAGCAAGGCAGGAGAUGCGCCUUCUGAGGAGAAGAAAGGUGAAGGGGAUGUGGCUCCCUCGGAGGAGAAGGCCGGUUCAGCGGAGACAGAAAGUGCCGCUAAAGCUACCACUGAUAACUCGCCGUCCUCCAAGGCCGAAGAGGGCCCUGCCAAGGAGGAGCCUAAACAAGCCGACGUGCCUGCUGCUGUCACUGAUGCUGCUGCCACCACUCCUGCUGCAGAGGAUGCUGCCACCAAGGCGGCCCAGCCUCCAACGGAGACUGCUGAAAGCAGCCAAGCCGAGGAAGAGAAAGAAGCUGUAGAUGAAGCCAAACCUAAGGAAAGUGCCCGACAGGAUGAGGGUAAAGAAGACCCCGAGGCUGACCAAGAACAUGCCUGAACUUUAAGAAAUGGCUUUCCAUGUUGCCCCAACCUGAACCCUGUCUCUCCCACCCUUUCUCUGCUCCGCUCUGAAGUUUCCUCUCCUGUCCCUCUCACGAGUGUGAGCCUGUCCUCUCCCACCUACUAGCCCCCUCUCUCUGUGUGGCAAACAUUUAAAAAAAGAAAAAAAGCGGGAAAGAUCCCAAGUCCAACAGUGUGGCUUAAACAUUUUGUUUCUUGGUGUUGUUAUGGCGAGUUUUUGGUGAUGAUGAUGCAGUCAUCUUGGGAAAUUCUUGCACUGUAGCCCAGUUUUUUGAUCUGGUGCGUGUGGCCCUGUGGGAGUCCACCUUCCUCUCUAUUCUCUCUGUUCAAAGUGUGUGUGUGUGCAAUGUUCCGUUCUAAGGAGUCCAAAAUAUUAAGUGAAUUCAAAACCACUUCUGUUUCCUCAUUUUCAAUGUGAUGGAAUGAACAAAAAGGAUUAAAAAAAUUUAAAAACCCGGUUUGUUUUAAAAGUAAAUAAGUAAAGCAAAUGUGCCAAUUAGCGUAACUUGAGGCUGUGAGGCUCCUUUUUCAAUCUGAAUAUUAAUAAAUCAUGAGAGUAAUCAA
Messenger RNA from Microtus ochrogaster (prairie vole), 1530 nucleotides. RefSeq names its product growth associated protein 43 (gene Gap43). The record is from RefSeq and is a predicted model, not a curated record. NCBI's taxonomy places the organism in Eukaryota, Metazoa, Chordata, Mammalia, Rodentia, Cricetidae. Gene Ontology annotation, molecular function: calmodulin binding; phosphatidylserine binding; lysophosphatidic acid binding. Gene Ontology annotation, biological process: axon regeneration; axon choice point recognition; tissue regeneration. Gene Ontology annotation, cellular component: cytoplasm; postsynaptic density; plasma membrane.